Leptopilina boulardi is the source of this 1241-nucleotide messenger RNA. RefSeq lists its product as uncharacterized. NCBI's taxonomy places the organism in Eukaryota, Metazoa, Arthropoda, Insecta, Hymenoptera, Figitidae. The coding region runs from base 198 to 899 and encodes 233 amino acids. Gene Ontology annotation, molecular function: metalloaminopeptidase activity; zinc ion binding; peptide binding. Gene Ontology annotation, biological process: peptide catabolic process; proteolysis. The transcript has 3 exons. The record is from RefSeq and is a predicted model, not a curated record. Gene Ontology annotation, cellular component: cytoplasm.
AAUAAAUAGAAUUAAACAUAACCGAAACUGUAACAUAUUACAAAUAAAUACAUUAAUUUAAUAAAAUGUUAAAUAUAUAAUCGUCAACAAAAUAAACAAAGGAUUAUUAAAGGGAGGCACCACCUCCAAUUUUGACCCACUUAAAUUUAAAAUUAUUAAACAAGUAACUGCAUAAUAUCGAGGAAUAAAGUUUUGAUAUGCUGUCAACAAAUUUAUACGUUUUUGGGAUAUUUCUCAUUUCUAAUUUGGCAAUAUUUGAACAAUCAGACAAGUAUCGUUUACCUAACAAUGUAAAACCGCUUACUUAUAAAUUAUUCUUAAAUCCUGAUUUAAGUGCUGAAAAUGGAACUUUUGAAGGGUCAGUUUCUAUUUUGAUAGAUGUUAUUAGUACUACGAAUAAUUUGACCCUACACGCAUCAAAAUUAACAAUAGACACUUCGCAAACUAUUUUAAAAAGUAAAAAAAAUCAAUUUAUACCUGUAAAUCAUACACUGGAUAAAGUUCACGAAUUUUUGAUAAUUAAUUUUGAAUAUGACUUACAUCCAGGACAAUAUAAGCUUAAAUUAUCAUUUCAUGGAUAUUUCAAUAGUAAUAGUGAAACUGGAUUCUAUAAAAAUUCUUAUAUUGACGAAAAAAAUGACACAACAUAUUUUGCACUAACACAAUUUGAACCAACUUUUGCUCGACAAGCAUUUCCAUGUUGGGAUGAACCCGCAUUAAAAGCCUCUUUUAAGAUUGCUAUAAAACACUACUCAAAUUAUACAGCUCUCUCCAAUAUGCCGGCAAUAAAAGGCAAACCAAUACAUAUGGAUAAUGGAAAAAUUUGGACGAAAUUUGAAAAAACACCAUUAUUAUCUACUUACACAGUGGCAUUCACGGUUUCUGAUUUUAUGAGAUAACCAAUCAACACAAGAACUUUUCCAUUUGGACGAGAAGAAAUGUUGCUGAUGAUCUAAUUCAAUAUGGAUUUAAAGUUGCAGUUGACGCAAUGAAAAGUUUUGAAAAUUUCACCAAUAUUCCAUAUUCCCUUCCAAAAAUGGAUAUAUUUCUUGUGAAAGAUUUUCACAUUCGCGGAACGCAAAAUUGGGGAUUAAUUCAAAUCACGUAAAUAAUUAUGAAGUUUUAUUUAUUUAUUUCAAGUACUUCCCGCAGUACUUUAUAAACCAUUUUCAUAAAAGUUUCAAUAAAAAAUUGUUUUUAUUAAAAUAUAAGUAAAAAAGAUAGCGUAACAUGUUUUUUUU